This is a messenger RNA of Corythoichthys intestinalis (scribbled pipefish), 5313 nucleotides long. RefSeq names its product zinc finger, CCHC domain containing 2 (gene zcchc2). The coding region runs from base 168 to 3389 and encodes 1073 amino acids. The transcript has 14 exons. Gene Ontology annotation, molecular function: nucleic acid binding; zinc ion binding. NCBI's taxonomy places the organism in Eukaryota, Metazoa, Chordata, Actinopteri, Syngnathiformes, Syngnathidae. The record is from RefSeq and is a predicted model, not a curated record.
GGAAAUAGUAGCCCACUAUGGAGCCGCCCCGUCUAAUGGCGAGCUAACAGCAGCAACACUAAGCGACUUAUACUCACUCAGGAUGUGUUAUAACGCCUAAACGCGUCAAUAAUGUAGAUGUACAACUCCGCCAGUCUAACUUCGGGCUCGUUCUCACAGUGCUGAUAAUGCCGAAGAUGAAACUACGGAUGAAUGUGAGCGAGGAAGGUGGCGACGAAACGACAGAAGAAGAUGUAUUGGAUCCGUCGGAGCGCCAACAUAUGCCCAGGGUGGUCUCUCCCACUUCGAUGUCCAACAGGCUGGAGCAUUCGCCCAGAGCUCAUGUAUAUCCAGCUCAGCUGGACAAGGAGACAGUUUUUGAGUGGUUUGGCCUACAUCUAAACCCUGCCAAGCGAAUCGAGUUCAUGUGCGGGCUGAUGCAUAUGUGCCAACCCCUGGAGCUUCGCUUUUUGGGAUCUUACUUGGAGGAUCUCGCCAGGAAAGAUUAUCAUGUUUUACGGGACUUUGAGUUUCGUGCAAAUAAUCCACACGAGUUGGGGGUUUUAACGGACUUAAUCGACCCGGUGGUGAGGUCCAAACUACUGGUAUGUCUAUCCCUCCUCGGAUCUGACAGCAGGGAGUGCGCUGGGAUACUCUUUCGCAUACUGAGCCAUGUAGAUUCGUCCCUGUUCUACAAAAAAUACGACUACUCCCUUCCUUUAUUCAGGGACCCCCACCACCACUCGUUCCAUACGGAUGGAAAUGCUUGCAAACAAACAUGCGGGGUCUCUAGCAACGAGAUCCCCGCAGGACCUUUGGACCAGUUAGCGCUGCUUUUCAGUAUGGCCUCUUUACACCCAGCUUUUCAUUUUCACCAGCGGGAGUCUCUUCGGACACAUCUUGAUAAAAUUGAGCUCGCAAUAGAAGAGGAAAGACGUCAUUUUCAUCGAAUUGCACAAACAACUGAGCUGCCUGGCCAGAAGGUUGAAUAUCCACCAUCUUCAUCUCUAGGUUUAGGGGAAUCUGCAGACCCUCAUCUACCUUGUCAGAGUCGCCGCUCCAAACGCAAUGUGUUACAAAGAGAAGCGGUGCAUAUAGAGACAAUAGUGCUCAAGUGUAUCUCUCUAACCAGGAUAGACAAGGAAUACAACUUUGAGGUGAAGUGGUCAGACUCCUCUUCUAGUAAUGUGACCAAAACCCAUCUAGAACUGGAAAAUUUUCUUUUUAAGCUUCCUAAAGAUCAGUGCACUGAAUCAUUUGCGAAGAGCCUCCUGAGACUUUUGAGCCAGGGUGGCCACUAUGACAGCAGAGAGGGCGAGAAAAGCCUCAGGGAAAAGUUCCUUGCUGCUCCUCCAGUUUUCAGACAGACCAGGAAAGUAUGCAGCUUCUUCAAUUGUGACUCCAGUUACUCUACAAAACCAUCAAGUUGCCGUUGUAACUGUCAGCUAGGGAAAAACUUACAAGGCGAGUGCUCUGAUGCUUCUAGUCAGGACGAAGACAUAGAAUCUUACAGCCAGGGGCACAAAAAAAAGCACGGGGUGAAGAGUGCAAGUCAAAGUCUGUCGAGUGCCAAAGCCCCGCAGGGAGAGAGUCGAAGGGGGCCUCAUGUCUCUGAACUCGGUGGUCCAGUAGAAAGGAGGAAGAGAGGCUUCAACCUGAGAAACGUGGCAGAGCCUGAACAGGACACAGAGAAGAGAAGCCACCCAGGAGCCAAAACCAAGGGCAGAGUCCUGCCAGCAGACAGAGAGACCGAGAAGGGAUCUUCACAUGUGACCAAUGGUAAUAUGAUACCAGCUCAUUUGCCUCAGAAGAAAGGUUUGGUAGCUGCUACAUGUUCUGGUCCAGACACUUUAGGUGAAACGUCAUCAGAGAGUUACAGUUCUCCAUCAAGUCCUCAACAUAGAGGAGCAGAGAGUCUGGAUAGUGAGGAUGAUCAUAAUAAAGAUACUGACAGCCACUCGGAUGACUUCUGCAAAGUACCAGGACCUGGCAUGUGUUUCGCCCAUCAAACUGAUGCAAAUGUCGUGGAAAACCCCAUGUCUAUCCACUCUUUGUCCCCCAACAACCACACAGCUCAGAUAGACUUUAACAGCCCAGAGAACAGCAUACCAUUCUCUCCUCUCUUUCCUCUUUCCUUCAUGCAUCCUCUGCCUGACGUGCUCCCUAAUGGCGCGUGUGAGCCUCCACUUGCUGUGCCUCCGCCUGCCAACCAAAGCAUUCUCCCGGACGGAAAGCCACCUUCUGGUCCGCUGAUGAUGCCCAUGCCUCCGGGGGUUCCAGUUAUGCCAACACCUGUGGAAGCUGAAAAAAGGGACAUUAUGCCAACUUUUGGUAUUUCUUCUUUGGGCUUCCAGCCUGGUGCGCAGCCUCAGAUCCAGAGGUUUAAAACAGCUUUGCCCCAUAGCCAAAGUGCUCAUGAUGGCUUAUCAGAGAGCACUUCAACUCCUCUGACAAGGUCACUGCCACUUGGAGAAGCUUCACAUGGCAAGCAUCCUGGUCUGAACUUACCGUCUGCUUUGCCGUCGCCCUUCGCACCUGCAGCUCCUGGACACGGGCAAACAGGCGUAGCACCGGCUGCACCCACGCACAGUCCAUGCCCCGCUCCCAGUCCCAGCCCAGCACUUGCUCACAGCACAGCACUUAGUGACUGUCUAUCUUACAGCAACGCCGGUGCUUCCUGUGGAAGUGGCUGCGACAAUCCUAUCGCUCUUCAACAAACCCCGCCGCAACAAGUGCCCUCCCAGCAGUCCCCAGCAGCACCACAACAGCAGCAGCAGCACCUGCUCGGCUGCGGGACUUGCGGCUGCCACAACAACUGCGGAGGUCGAGGAGGCGGCGGGAACGGCACGAGUGGCUGCCAAGCGCCGCUCUUCUUCCCCAACCACCAAAUGGCGGCGGCCGUGCGGCAAGUCUUCAGCGUCCCGCCUCCUCUCUUCCAUCUCACGAGCCUGUGGAUCAACAGCUACCUCACCCAGGGCCAGCCGCCCCACCAGGCCAACGGGGCCGCCGCCCUGCCCGCCUUCUACCCCACCGCUCCGCAUCCCGGGCACCCUUCGGCCUACGGCCCCCUCCACUCGCAUUCUCAAAGUCACACCGACGUGCCAUCGCACAUGCUGAGCACGCAGGUGGUAGCGGCGGCGGCGAGCUACAACUUCCAGCAGCAUAUGACGCCGGCCGCGUCCUUCCAACGCAUUUACCAGCAGGUCUAUCCCAAUCCACUUCAAGCCGCUACCCUGGGGGGCGGUGGAGUCAAUAAGAAAAACGGAAGCGUGUCCUGCUCCAACUGCGGCGUGAGCGGGCACUACGCUCAGGAGUGCAAUCAGCCCUCCAUAGACUCCACACAGCAAGGUGGCUUCCGGUUAAAGUACACAGCUUCACAUGUUGCCGAGGCACUCGACGGCGCUGACUAACAUAAAAUUAAGGACUCGUUUCCACGGCAACGGCAAGCCGCCCUUCCUCCCGAUGCUUCCGUUCAGAGAACGUGUGACCUGCUAAGGGCUCAGCCGUCAAAGCCGAGGAAAAAGUAUUUGUGCCUAAACUUUGUUCACAGGAAACGAUUUCAAAUGUCUCGUGCACACGUUGUCCUCCCCUUUCAGUUGAGUUUGGAUAUUUUUGCACUGAGGGUUGGAAAAUAUUUAACUUAUUGUUAUUAUUGUUCUUAGGGCGCUUUUAGAGACAGUUUUAAAAGUAAAAACUGAGCGACAAGACAAAAUACGUAUGCUUCUGAAAUAAAAAGUGGUAUUUAUGCUUUGUCAACAUUACUGUUCAUAGGAGGGUUUUAUUUAUCCCACUGAUUUUUUUCUGAUAAAAACAUUAAUCACAUUAGAAUUGUUAAGUAAAUAACUGUUUUGAUCUCACUGUUAAGUUUUUUGAAUGUACACCUCAUUUAAAAGGUCUGGAGCUUAUUUUGCCACUCAAUGACAGUUGUUUGAUGGGUAUGUGAAGGUAGUUGCUGCUUUGAACUUUUAUUUUGACUGCAUUUUCAAAUGCUUCGUUCCUUAAUAUGCACUACAACACAGGAGGGGAUACAUAUUUCAAGCCCAAGUUCUACUUUGUGUUCACAUUGGUUGUCUUUGUUGUAUUGUUAUUUUGCCACAUGCUAUUUGAACGCCAACAUUUCAAUUAAGACGUGGCAACGGAUAAUAAAGAUGAGGUUGCUAAUUGCCUUGUUGUUCAACGAUCAUAGGAAGUAGUUUCUGAAAAGCACAGUGGCUCAAACUAUCAAAAAAAGAAUGGAUUCACUCAUUGAAUCCAUUUAUUUACCUACAAAAUCCUAAUUUGGCACAAAUAACCGAUGUACAGCGAAUGUCAAUGUUAUCGCUUAAAAUUAUAAAUCAUUCUGAACAAAUGUUGAAUUAUCAGUCAUGAUUAAACACUUGAUUGUAAUUACGUAUAUUUAAAAUUUCAUUGGUUAAUCAAGUGAAAAAUUGUUCAAGUUAACAUCUGUUUUCAACAGGAACAUUGAUGGAACACAGUUACCGGUUUUAGGUCCGACCACUAUACGUUUUGUCCUCAUUUGUAAGACAACUCAAUACACUAGAAUGACAAAAGUAACAAAAAAACACUUUCAUACCAUUUUUGUGUCCAUCAAGGAUUUUGAAUAAACGUUCUACGGUUUGGUUCGGUUCAGCUUGGAAGUCAUUAUCAUAUGUUUUGUCUCAACUUCUUUGUGUUCAUGAAAGCUGCCUGCUGUUGCAAUGAAGAACUAUGCAUGUACAUUUCUUUCACAUUAUGUUGUAAAUGUUCAAUAAGAGUCAGGAUAAAUAUUCUGCACUCACUUGUGUCCCACACCGCUUCCAAGAAAUGACUUCCUUUCCAACUUGAUCGACGGAAUCACAAGCAUUGCUGAUGUCCACAAGUUAGACUUGUAAAGAGGGAAGCGCUGUGUAAAUAUACUUUGCAGAGGGGAAACUUGAGUGUUGUGUUGACCUCAGUGUUGUGAAGAAAAAAAAAAAAAAAAAAAAGUACUGUUCAUUUGCUAGAGGUCGCUCUUGUUUUCAGCUCAGUUGAAAUGUUUACUGUACUCUUUGAUACUGGAAGGCCAGAUAUAUUUCUAGAGCAGAAUUUGGAUUUUAUGCAAUUCGUUUUCAUUUCAAAUAAAGCAAUAAAUGGACAAAAAAAAGUCUUACGUGAAUGAUUUUUUGUUUUUGCUUGAAUGUUUUGACUGCUUCUACUGAUGAAUUGUAAGUCCUCGUUUUAUCAAUAUUCCAGCUAAAGCAAAUGAACAAAAGUGCAUGUGUAAUUUAAUGAGAAAAAUGUUCACAACCACAUAUCACAGUAAAUAAUUACCAUUUGCAAUGCACACAUUCGCUCAUAAAUGUGUCAGCGUUACAU